CUCCAGCCCCACCCGGCUGAGCCCCGUUCGCUCUCUCAAGUCGCGACCUGAAGAAAACUUUACGAAGCGACGCGGAGGGCAACCGAGCACGAGCAUGCGCGGGGGACGGGGCUGCGCGCCACAGCCACUGUAGCCCACGACCCGGUGACAGAUCGUGGUUUCUGCUCGUCCACUCUCAGCCCUCGGCGUGAGGCGACCGGGCGAAGGGGCGAUGAGCGACAACGACAUUCUCGAGAUGGACUCCGUGUCCGACGCGGAGGAGCUGGAGCUGGAGCUGGAGGGGGGUCCCGAGUUGGGCAUGAUCGACGAGGAAAUGGUUUAUCCCGAGGAGUUUUUACCAACGUAUCAUUCGAUUAAAGAAGGAGCAAGAAUAACCAAAACGCAGCUGGCAGACUUCAACAACAAGCCCGACUCCUUAUUCUUCAACGACGGCGUGAGGCGGAUCGAUUUCAUCCUGGUCUACGAAGAUGAGGACAAGAAGGAGUUCGAGAAGAGGCACACGUUCCAGCGACGCAAGAGACGACGAGAGUACUUUGAGGCCAGCCUGAUGAAGAUGGGAGUGGAACUGGAGGCCACAAAAUCGGUCAUAGAUGAGAAACUGACGUUCAUCAAGGUCCACAUGCCCUGGGACGUGCUGUGCACCUAUGGCGAGGUCCUGCACAUCAAGCUCCCCAUCCAGCCCAACGACCUGGCCUCCCGCCCCUCCCCCUGGCGCUUUUUCUCCUACGUCACCAAGCACUUCUACCCCAACGAGGAGCUGAUCGGCAAGGAGACGGAGUUCUUCACUGCGCCCUUCGAGAAAGACCGCCUGGAGUACUUCUACAUAAAGGACAAAGAUGUCUUCUUCACUCCGUCCAUGAGGAGCCGAAUGGCAUAUUACAUCCUGAGUCGUGCCCCCUAUGAAAUAAGAGGAAAUACAAAGAAGUUUGGCAUCACCAAACUGCUGGACGGCGGAGUGUACAAAGCUGCCUAUCCCCUCCAUGACUGCAGGUUCAACGUCCCGUCCACAGAACAGGGCUGCCCCAACGAGAGAUUCCUGCUCUAUGAAGAAUGGGCUCAUCCCAAAAGCUUCUACAAGAUGCAGCCACUCGACCUAAUAAGGAAGUAUUAUGGAGAGAAGAUUGGUAUUUACUUUGCCUGGCUGGGCUUCUACACGAUGAUGCUCGCUCUGGCUGCUGUUGUGGGACUGGGUUGCUUCAUUUAUGGAUGGAAGACUCAAGAAACCAGCACCUGGAGCAAAGAGGUGUGCGACCCGGAGAUCGGAGGGAACAUAGUAAUGUGUCCACAGUGCGACAAGUUCUGCAACUACUGGAGGUUGAACACCACAUGUGAAGCGUCAAAAAAACUUAGUAUAUUUGAUAACUUUGGGACCCUGGUGUUUGCAGUUUUCAUGUCAAUCUGGGUAACAUUAUUCCUGGAGUUUUGGAAGCGUUACCAGGCGGAGCUGGAGUACGAAUGGGACACUGUGGAGUUCCUGGAGCAGGAGGAGCCACCUCGCCCAGAGUAUGAGGCCAAGUGUAUCUAUGAGAGGAAAAAUCCUGUCACAGGGGUGAAAGAAAAAGUUCCUUAUACAACCUGUGGACGAUGUGUUCGGGUGUCCAUUGGAAUAGGGACAGUCCUAUUCUGGAUUCUGUUGAUCCUGGCGUCCAUCGUGGCCAUCAUUGUCUACCGCCUGGCCGUCUUCUUCACCUUCUCCACCAGAUUCAGAAGCCAGGAGCUGAAGGAGUUGGAGCCGUUGAAGGAGUACGUGACGCCUCAGAUGGCCACUUCUGUCACAGCCUCUCUCAUCAGCUUUGUUGUAAUUAUGAUCCUCAACAUUCUCUACGAGCGCGUCGCCAUCUGGAUCACGAACUUUGAACUCCCGCGGACCAAGACGGACUACGAGAACAGCUUAACCCUGAAGAUGUUCCUCUUUCAGUUUGUCAACUAUUACUCCUCGUGUUUCUACAUCGCCUUCGCCAAAGGGAAAGCUGCCAGCUACCCUGGACAGCCUGUUUAUCUUUUGGGAAAGUACAGGAACGAGGAGUGUGAUCCUGGUGGUUGUCUGUUUGAGUUGACCACUCAGCUCUCAAUCAUUAUGAGUGGAAAAGCCAUCUGGAACAACAUCCAAGAAGUCUUGAUGCCUUGGGUGAAGAAUUUGAUUUCCCGCUACUGCACCCGUGUGACCUCAGAGAAAGUGAUCCCUCGCUGGGAGCAGGACUACCAGCUCCAGUCCAUUUCAAAACUAGGACUGUUCCAUGAAUAUCUAGAAAUGGUCAUCCAGUUUGGCUUUGUGACCUUGUUCGUGGCCUCCUUCCCUCUGGCUCCGGUCCUGGCUCUGGUCAACAACCUGUUCGAGAUCCGCGUCGACGCUUGGAAAAUCAUCACGCAGUUUCGCCGCAUCAUGCCGGAGAAGGCCCAGGACAUCGGGGCCUGGCAGCCCAUUCUUCAGGGCAUCGCCAUCUUGGCUGUUGCAACAAACGCCAUGAUCAUUGCGUUUACAUCAGAUAUGAUUCCACGCUUGGUCUACUACUGGUCUUUCUCUGUGUACCCAUAUGGAGAUCAAUUUAAUAACACAAUGGCGGGCUACAUCAACAGCUCGCUGUCUAUAUUCAACACCAGAGAUUUCACCAGCAUCAGCAGGCCCAUUAUGGACAACAGCACAACCAUCCCAACCUGCAGGUAUCGUGAUUUCCGUUAUCCUCCGGGACACCCCAGACAGUAUGAGCACAAUGUCUACUACUGGCAUGUGGUCGCAGCAAAAAUGGCUUUUAUAAUUGUACUAGAGCACAUUGUUUACCUUACCAAGUUCAUCCUGUCCUAUGUGAUCCCAGACGUCCCGUACGCUGUCAAAGAGCAGAUCAGACGAGAGAAAUACUUGACCCAGGUCAUUCUCCACGAGACCAACCUCAAGCUGGUGACCAAACGUUUGAAACCCAUCAAAGACGAGAUUCUCAAGCACACUCACACAAAAGAGGGAAAGGAGGAGAUAGAGCUGGAUUUUUGACACGUCCACUCAAACACCUGUUUUGAAGCCUCGCCAGCCCCAUGUGAACCUGUGACAAAAUUAAGACCCCAAAUAAGGAACGUCCUUUUUUAUGGAAAAUGUGUACAUCCAGUAAGACCGAAGACGUCAUAUAUAUAUAUUUUAUGGAGCUGAUGGCCAAAGAAAGGAGAAAACCACUGCUGUCUGCUCUUCAUCCCCUAACCACUGACAUCUUCAGUGUGUUUGGCUCAAGACAGUUUCAUCCAGAGCACUUGUAUGACUUUUGAAACAUGUUGUUCUUCCCAAAAAAUAUUUUGUGUAUAUUUUACCAGUUCACAAGAUUAAAUCUUGUGUAUAUCGGCCUGUAGCACUGGUCCUUUCAGCCGCAUGUUGGAAGUGCAGAUUUUUCCACACAAUCCACCGCUGGGUGAUCUUUUUAGUUAAAUUCUGUCCUAAAAUAUCAGUAUUAAUAUGUACGCAAAAAUACUUAACAUUUAAAUGCAAUGUUGAUAAUGGAGUUUAGUUUUACAAUUUGGUCUCUGUUACUAGUGCAACAUCUUCUCUUACACCCAGAGAAAAGCAGCGCCGAGCGUCGGACGGAUGCCGUUGUCAUUUUCCCAUUCAGUGCCAACGUUGUUAAAUUGAAAUUGCACUUGCGCCCAUCUGAGCACCCAUGGGCGUGUUGGCCUUAAAAUGAGCUGCGGUCAGGCUCAUUGUUGUCACAUUUCUAUCUUGAGGGAGCGGAAAAUGAUUGUGCUUUUGACCUUUAAAGACCUGGUCUGAAGUCAAUGACCAAGUACUUCACUGUAAUUUUAAGGGCUCAUUAUCGAGAUAGUAAUAUGCGGAUGCACAACAUGCACACUCAGGUGGUCUGCUCUUUGAGAAAUGAAACCAUUUCCUCUGCAGAGAGGCAAGCUCUCUUUCUACCUUGCAAAUCUGCCUUUGUAAUAACAAUCGUCCAAGGUACUAGUUUACCAAUACACAAGGACAGUUUCAAUCAUUACAGCGUGUGGUUCAGUUCAACCUUUAUUUAAUUUGAAUUAAAUGAACACAACCAUGUGAAGUGGCUUAGUUGAUGAUGUGAGUAGAGUCUGACCCUCCACAUACUCACAUCUGCUAUUCUGUUUUGCACUUAUUAGAUUUGCUGUCCUGUGCCAUGACCACUACACUGCACAACAUGUUGGACUGCACGUCAUAUCCAGUGAUAAAGGACUUAUGUCAAUUCAGUGGCGUGCUGCAAACGGAGCUGAAGUACCCCAGCGUGAUUUUGUUGCUUUGCUACUGCUACCUCUUAACACUUGGCAAGAAAAGAAUUGUAGUUGCCACACAUGUCUGCACAUGUGUAUAAUGUGUGCAAUAUCGUUAAUAAGUGAUCUCAGAACAGUGGAAGUCAAGGGCAGCUUGACAAGCACACUUUUCUGUAGUAGCUACUCGUAUGUCAAAGAUCCCAGGAUUAUCAACAAUGUGCAUACUGCUCCCUCUGUUCUGCUUAGCAAGUUCCAUCCUUGUAAACAGGACACGCCCAUUAAAAUUAAACAUGCAGCCGCUGGUAGUCAAGCAAGCCUCCAGAGACCAUGGCUUACUGCGCUCACAAGAGGACUGUAAAUUGCAACACUAAUGCAGACAUGCAAUAUCGGAUCCUUUGUCGGGAAAAAACUCUGUUCUUAUUUCGUUCCAAUGCUUGAUAAUCUCCUGGAUUGUCAAUGUUUGUAUUUCUUAGUUUGAACUAAUCAAGAACCGUUUGCCUUACUUGUUCUGGCGACACGCCACGUCAGUCAUUUAUAAACUUCUGUGUCAUUGCUUAUGUCUUAGAUCAAUACCACUGUUGUAUUAUUGCCUAAUUACAAUAACCACCAUGUAUGUAAACAGUAUCAUAUACAAGGAAUACAGUAUCUGAUCAUGCAUAUGUUUUUUUUUUAUUGUUUUGUACUGUGCCAUUAAAUUGUUUUGUUUUUUUAAAGUG
This is a messenger RNA of Scophthalmus maximus (turbot), 4928 nucleotides long. RefSeq names its product anoctamin 6 (gene ano6). Lineage: Eukaryota; Metazoa; Chordata; Actinopteri; Pleuronectiformes; Scophthalmidae. Gene Ontology annotation, cellular component: plasma membrane. The transcript is spliced from 20 exons. The record is from RefSeq and is a predicted model, not a curated record. The coding region runs from base 212 to 2986 and encodes 924 amino acids. Gene Ontology annotation, biological process: chloride transmembrane transport; calcium activated phosphatidylserine scrambling; calcium activated phosphatidylcholine scrambling. Gene Ontology annotation, molecular function: chloride channel activity; protein dimerization activity.